Drosophila grimshawi is the source of this 495-nucleotide messenger RNA. RefSeq names its product cyclin-dependent kinase inhibitor 1C. Lineage: Eukaryota; Metazoa; Arthropoda; Insecta; Diptera; Drosophilidae. The record is from RefSeq and is a predicted model, not a curated record. The coding region runs from base 1 to 495 and encodes 164 amino acids. The transcript has 3 exons.
AUGUUCGCCAAAAUUAUGCUCGUUGCUCUGUGCGUGGCUGGCGCCCAGGCUGGUUUGCUGCCCUUCGCUGCUGCACCUGUGCCACUGGCCACCGCUGGAGUUGUGGCACCCUAUGCCUCCAGCUUUAAUGCCCAUCGGAUUAACCAUGCUGUGGCCUUCCCGGUAGCUCCACCAGUCGCACCAGUUGCUCUGGCAGCUCCAGUACCUGCUCCGGUUGCCCUCGCUGCACCACCAAGGGUUGCAUUUGCUGCUCCUGCUUGGGCUCCAGCUCCAGCCUUUGCUGCACCUGCCCCAGUUGCCCUUGCUGCGCCACCAAAGGUAGCCUUUGCGGCUCCUGCUCCUCUCGCUGCACCCUUGGGCUUUGCUGCCCCCGCUCCUCUAGGCUUUGCUGCACCAGCUAGAUUUGGUCUGCCAGCUGCUGCGCCUUUUGCUGCUCCAGUGCCUGCUCCCUUGGCUGUGGGACCUAAGUUCGCGCCUUCGCCUUACUUCUUCUAG